CAUCAAAUCCAGAUUAUGUAAUCACCUCCCACAUAUGAUUGGAAUAUUAUUGACUCUCUGGAACAAACUUUAUGUAAUCACAUAAACGAGAGAAAAACAGAGUGGUGAAUAACAACGACCUUCAAUUAUGAAGAAAAAGAAGUGCACCAAGGACUUGGUUAUACUAUGGUAUGGUACGAUACUGGUGAUUGAGGUUGACAGACGUAUGGCUGUGAGGAGAGUGUUCCUUUUGGCCAUCAGAAACCUCAAUAUUCACCAACAAGCUGAAAGCAAACCAGCGAAUGUGUUUACAUACUGGAAAUCUAUGCUGUUUUCUAUCAUUAUAUCUGUAUUUCCAUCAAUAUCUCUGCGUGGAGACUUUGAUGCCCUAGUGCGAAGAAAUGGUACUCUUCUUCAGGACAUCAUGCGAUUUGAGGCAAUGCGCUGUAAGUCCUUUAAUGGCAUGACAAUCGCAGUGUCAGCCCUGGAGUUAGCGAGACAAGGGUUCUAUGCGACAGGUAAUGAGGACGAGACAAGAUGCUUCAGCUGUGGCAUCAGACAUAGGCACUGGAGACAAGGGGACAAACCUGCCGAUGUGGGGCACAAGGCAUGGUGUAGAGAUGGCUUUCAUUGGAAUAUCCGAUUUGAAGAAAACCCUUUGCCCACGAAUUCUGAGAUGCAGACUCGCAACCAGCUUGCCUUCCCUACUGAUUUUGAUAUACAUCGCAGAAGACCGGACGCAUCGAGUAGUUCUCAUACAAAUCCUGCAGUUCGUCAGAACAAUCCUGUAGCAAGUGGAGUCGCAAAUACUAUCAGCAUGAACCAGGAUCCCCCUUCGACAAACAGAUUCUUAUGUCGUGGCAUCAAUAUCACUCAACCCACAGAACGUACAGGAGCAGGUUUUAUCUAUUCAGGUAACCGAGACUAUGUCCAGAGUCAUUCGUGUGGGAUGGAAUUGGGAAACCUGGAUAUAGAGUCUGUAAGAAGACAACAACUACACAUAGAGCUCAUGGUCACAAUCGCCAGCCAGGAAAUCGAUGAACGCCAGGACACUUUUCGCCUAAACUGUCAAGAGCAUGAACUGGUAGAGAUGUUCAGCAGAUGCCUUAAACUUGGCUUUAAUCAACAGGAAGUCGAACGUGCGGCGCUUCGAGUUCUGAAUAAAACAGGAACAUCAUCACCAACUUUAUUGCUUCUUCUUGAUGACUUGUUGAGGGAUAGAGGUUCUACAGUACAGUUUGGAGACAACGCAACAUGUAAAGUGUGUCGGAAGGACGCGGUCAACACCAUCUUUCUGCCUUGUGGACACAAGCUAACCUGCAGCAAAUGUGCCUCUGAAAUACAAGAUUGCUUGCAAAUUAGCUGCGGAGAAAGGAUAAGGGGCUACUUACAUUUCGAGUAGGCAUCCCCAUGGGCAUCAAUUGUGCUCCCCUUCUUGCGGAUCUGUUUCGUUAUGCAUAUGAAUCGGCAUUUCUGCUUGGGUUGACAAAAUCAACAUAAGCAAAACUUCUUGGCCAAAUGACUUUAAGAUUCAUGUGCACAUAUAUCGAUGAUUUUAUAUAGUUCAAUAAACAUCUAAGAGCCAUUUCCCUUCCACUGAUUACCUACCUGAACUUGAAAUUAAGGAGACAAGUGAGACCGCCUCGUAUUUAGAUCUAUGCAGACAGAUUCAGAGUGAUAAAAUCCUGUUCAUUCCUUUUCGAGAACACCUGGUAUCACCACUAUUGCAUAGUGAUUCAUGGACACAUGCUCUGUCAUCGUAUCGCAUGGCAACAAUCACUGGAUAGUCUGGCCCAGGCUAGAUUUGUUUACAAAGAACAUUGUACAGCUGCAAUACUGGGGAAAAACAAACAUAUUCUCAUGAUAUAGUCACAAUUGUAUAUGGAAAGCGUUUUGUCGCUUAUAGUGUGCAAAAUAUCAUUUGUCUCUGUCGUCCUUAUGCUCAGUAUCAGUGGUAUCAAGUGCUUGAAAAUACCUAAGCAUAGCUAUGUGCAUACUUCUGUUCAAGUACUUGUACACGGUGACAAACAAGUAAAUGGUAAACAAAUUUGA
This is a messenger RNA of Haliotis rubra (blacklip abalone), 2031 nucleotides long. RefSeq names its product baculoviral IAP repeat-containing protein 2-like. Gene Ontology annotation, biological process: regulation of cell cycle. Gene Ontology annotation, cellular component: cytoplasm; nucleus; spindle microtubule. The coding region runs from base 128 to 1381 and encodes 417 amino acids. NCBI's taxonomy places the organism in Eukaryota, Metazoa, Mollusca, Gastropoda, Lepetellida, Haliotidae. The record is from RefSeq and is a predicted model, not a curated record. The transcript is spliced from 5 exons.